AUGCCUGGACAUAGAGAAUACGAGAUUAAAACUAUCUUUAACCUGAAUCCUUGUGAGACCAAUAUGUCUUAAAUACUUGAGACUCACAUAGUUAAGAAGAGAUACUCUGACUUUGAGUAAUUAUAUGAAUUAUUGGUCAAUAAUUAUUUGGAAUGCCUGCUGCCACCCUUACCAGAAAAGUCUAUACAGAAUUUCACCUCAGAUGAAGAUUCAGAUUUCGUGAGGAUACGCCAAAGAGAGUUAGAAUACUUCUUAAAUCGCCUAAAUAAUCACAAAAAACUAAGUUAUGUUCAAGAAUUUAGAGAUUUUUUAAGAGAGAUAACCACUCCUUCAGGCAAUUAGUAAAAGCAAUCUCCGAAUUCGUUGCUCAAUAUGAAGAAAUUUUUGCAGCCUCAACUAGUCAAAGACAGCUUGUAUAGUUUCUAAAAAAAUUCUUAUGUAAAAUAUGGAUAUAGCUUGCUAUAAUGGGGCUAACAAGGUCCAGAUUACAAUUAACUGUAGAAAGCUGUGAAUGAUGAUUUAGAAAGAGAGUAUCAAUCAGAAUUAGUUAGUCAUGUUUAAUUGCUAUUGACAAGAUUAGACAAUCUUGUCCACAAUCUAACCAAGCAAUCACUAGUCUUCAUGAAGUAAUCAGUUGCUCUGAAAAAUGUGGCAGAUAUGUAUGAAAAAUUUGAAAUACAAAGGGAAAAAUGCUAUGACUUAGAUAUGGACUAGAGUCAUUCAAGCACCUACCAAGAGAGUCUAACCAAACUGGCUAAAAAUUCAUCAGAUACACAUCAAUUUUAUUAAGAUCGUGUCCUUGCUGAUUUAAAGUUUUUCCACAGAUUUAUUAAGGCUAUUGAUCGCUAAAUCUGGAAACGAGAAGAGCUUAUUGAUGCCUUUAAUAGAAUAUAGGAGAAGAGAUAAAGCAAUCUUUGGAGUAAAUAAAAUGAAUAAAAUUUAGUUGAAAUGAAGCGAAAGAUCUAAAAGGUUACAAAGAGACAGCUUGAGGAAUACACAGUGAUUCAUUAGGAAAUAAUCAGAAGCAUCAGUGUUUCAGUGAAAAUGCUUGGAAGCAAUCACGCCAUAUAUUAUACAUCAGAGGUAGAAAUGGAUGCAUCUUUGUGCAGCAGUGAUGAGGAAGAUUACUCUUCAGUCAGAUCAAAAUUAGAUAGUUUUAAUAAGCCAAUUUAAGAUGAUUCUAGAGUAGAUGAAGAUAUAAUUUAUUAGCCUUAGAAUACACCCUAAGGAAUGAUAGUGAGUUUAAUUUACAUAUCUGACACGAAAUGGAAAACUGAUAAGCAAAUAGCAGGUGGACACAGAGAGUACGAAAUUAAUUGCAAUAUAAAGGGUUCCAUUAUAUAAAGUUCUGUGAGUUAAGAUAAUAAUGACCAAACGGAUGAAAAGAGACAUAGCGUAUAAAGAAGGUUUAAAGAUUUCAGAUAAUUUUAAAGGUUAUUACGCACAAAUUACUUGGACUUUAUUGUACCCCCAUUGCCUAAGAAAUCCAUUAGAGACAAAGUUUCUCAAGAUGAGUCACUUUUUGUUACAAAGAGAAGAUAAACACUUCUUUUAUUCCUUAAUCGAGUAGCUGAUCAUCCUAUCCUAGGCUAAACAGAAGAAUUCGUAGAAUUUUUAACUGAUCAAAAAUACUAUCAUCAAAUAUAAGACGAGUCUGGACUUACGAGUCGCCUAAAAAGCUUUUGGAAUAACACUCCGAAACUCUAAAGCAUUCUAAUUAAUUAAAAUUAUUGCUAGACUAAGCAAGUCCCAGACUCAGUUUCAUAAAACAUCAUAGCUGAUAUCAAGCUUGAACAAGAGUAUUAGAUUUCAGUGGUCAGUAAUUCGCUGUAUCUAAAGCAAAAUUUAGAUCAAAUAGAAAAAGUAUUGAAAAAUCAAGUUAUUAUAUUGGAUAAGAAAGUCAGAUCACUUUCUAAGUUAAACGGACUCAUUAAAAGUAUAUAAGAACUUGGUAUAUAAGAUUACUAAGUUUAUAAAGAAACAUAGACCAAGAAUGAUAUCUUUUACACAGAUAACGAUGAAGUCUAAGAUAGUAUAAAGCACUUUCAUUAUGAAAACAUUCAAUAGCUGUCUCUAUAUAAAAAUGAACUGCUAAUCGAAUCUAUCAGCUUUUAUAAGAGAUAUCUAGAGUCACUGCAUAAAUCAGUCGAUUUAAGGCAGGACUUUAUUAAUAAAUUUUCUGAAAAAUAGCAUGAAAUGACAAAGGAAAAAAAGAAAUAGCAGCAUCAAAGGAUUAAAGAUGUCACACGAGGGCACAUUGAUGAAUAUUAGCGACUGUGCUCUGAAAUUGAAACUAAAAUUAUACUUAAUCUAGGUAUAGUUGGUAAUCAUUACUCUAGCUUGUACUUUUGA
Stylonychia lemnae is the source of this 2352-nucleotide messenger RNA. NCBI's taxonomy places the organism in Eukaryota, Ciliophora, Spirotrichea, Sporadotrichida, Oxytrichidae. The record is from the annotation of a GenBank genome assembly.